UUGAUGCGCCACUCUGCCACUCAACUCGCAAGAACAGGGGAUUCGUCAAGACGGUAAACCACUGGAAUCAUGUGCUAGGAGGGGGCAAGUGCAGGCUCAGGAGCGGAUGAGGGUGCGGGACAAUGUUGUAGCCAAUUAACGCAAGAAGUGCCUUAUGUUCGGGACCAAAAGAUCGUGUAUUGAACCCGAGCGGUCCCUUAUGAGGCGGGUGGCAGGUCUGGAGCUCGGUGAGGCGAGAGGCUGCUCGGAUUAACCGCUACUUAUGCUGCGGCUUUGCGCCCAGUCUUGAGCUCUGCGGCAGGUGAGGAGCAGCAGAACCGGGCCGGUCGCCCUUAUGGAUCGGCAGCAUGGAUGCUUUCAGUUUCCCCUUUAACAGCAGUGUCUCGGACAGCGCAGACGGAGAUGGAGCCGCCGCAGAGCCUCAGCCGGGGGCUCGUCUCCUCGGGUUUGGCCCUGCGGCGGCGGCGACCCCGUCCGGUGCCGGUUACUGGACCGCCGUGUUCGACUACGAGGCGACUGCCGAGGACGAGCUCAGCCUGCGGAAGGGGGAUCGGGUAGAGGUGCUGUCCAAGGACUCGCUGGUGUCCGGGGAUGAGGGCUGGUGGACAGGUAUGAUAGAGGACCGGGUCGGUAUUUUCCCCAGUAACUACGUGAGCAGUAACGGAAUCUCGGAGAAGAUCCGGGACACGCCAGAGGAGUACGGCGACUAUUCGGUGCCACCGUUACACUUGCUGCAGAUAGAUUUCAGUGAGCUGGCUCUGGAGGAGAUGAUCGGGGUUGGUGGUUUUGGGAAAGUGUAUCGUGCCAUUUGGAAAGGGCAGGAGGUGGCGGUGAAGGCGGCCCGCCGGGACCCGGAUGAGGACGUGUCUCAGACGCUGGAGAGUGUCCGUCAGGAGGCCAAGCUCUUCGCCAUGCUUACACACCCCAACAUCAUGGCUCUUCUGGGUGUGUGUCUGCAGGAGCCCAACCUGUGUCUGGUGAUGGAGUAUGCCCGCGGCGGGCCACUCAACCGGGCCCUCGCUGGGAAACGAAUCCCUCCACACACGCUGGUGGACUGGGCUGUGCAGAUCGCACGCGCAAUGCUGUACCUGCACUGCCAGGCCAUCGUACCCGUUAUCCACAGAGACCUCAAGUCCAGCAACAUUCUGAUCCUGGAGCGUGUAGAGAACGAUGAUCUGAGCAACAAGACUCUGAAGGUGACAGAUUUCGGUUUGGCUCGAGAGUGGCAUCGGACCACGAAGAUGAGUGCGGCGGGCACAUAUGCCUGGAUGGCACCUGAGGUCAUCCGAUCAUCCACCUUCUCCAAAGGCAGUGAUGUGUGGAGUUACGGGGUUUUGUUGUGGGAGCUGCUGACAGGAGAGGUGCCAUUUCGUGGUAUUGACGGUCUGGCGGUGGCUUACGGUGUGGCCAUGAAUAAACUGUCCCUGCCCAUUCCCUCCACCUGUCCUGAGCCAUUCGCCCGGCUAAUGGAAGACUGCUGGAAUGUGGACCCUCACUCGCGACCCCCCUUCACUAGUAUCCUUGACCAGCUGACAGCCAUCGAAGAGUCCGGCUUCUUUGAAAUGCCGGCAGAAUCAUUCCAGUCACUGCAGGAUGACUGGAAGCUGGAGGUUCAGGAGAUGUUCGACCAGCUCAGAGCCAAAGAGAAGGAGUUGAGAUCCUGGGAGGAGGAACUGAGUCGUGCAGCUCUACAGCAGAAGUACCAGGAGGAGGCUUUACGGCGACGAGAGCAAGAGCUGGCAGAGAGAGAGAUUCACAUCCUGGAGCGAGAGCUCAACGUCAUCAUUCACCAGUUGUACCAGGAGAAACCACGAGUGCAGCACCGACAUGGAAAGUUCCGGCGCAGUCGACUUAAACUUCGGGAUGGGAACCGCAUCAGCCUGCCUUCUGAUUUCCAGCAUAAAAUCACAGUCCAAGCAUCUCCUUCUUUGGACAGGAGGCGGAGCCUAUUAGGAAGCAACUCCACCCCUCCAAACAGCCCCCCUGUUUUACCACGUCUUCGAGCGAUACAGCUGACCCCAGGAGUCGGAGGUCAGGCAUGGGGCCGUAAUGCUGCAUUUCAGUUUGAUGAAGAGGAGGACAGGAAAACUUCACGCAAAAAAGGGAGAACGCAAAGAGAACACAGCGCCGAUGAGAGUUUGAGGACUCCUAAAGAGGGCAGUCGACAGCGCUCCUGCAGUGCUCCAAACCUGCGCCGUUCCCCCAGACACAGUCCUGCUGUUCCCGGAGUGUGCAGCCUAGCAGAGACUGAAAAUGAGGACUGCUGCUUCCCAUCAGAGUCAGCUGACUCCCCUGGCCAAUCAUACCUCUGUAUCCCAUUCCACAGGGAUGGAUCUGCUUCAGACAGUUACGGUGUGGAGAGUGGCACGACUGGAACAGCUUCUGACGUCUCCCCCAGUUAUACGCGGAGAAGUCCCAGUGGAAAUCGUAGAUCAGAGCUAGUGUUGCUGGGCUGCGGGGCAGUUCUGGCUGCUGUUGGUUUGGGUCAUAACCUGCUGGACCUGAUGCGUGUAGAAGAGAGUGUGCGUCCACGAUGGGAGGGACUGUUUCACCGUACUGGGGGUCAAAGUCGUGGUGCCAGCCCACCCACACGCAAACUCUUUAAAAGGGAAAGUCCCCGUCGGCCCCCGCCAUUGCCCACAUCCCUCACACUCCUGUCUCUCUCAUCGGUGUCUGAUUGUAACUCAACCCGUUCUCUCUUGCGCUCCGACAGUGAAGAGCUGCUCGUGCUGCGGCCCCCCACUCCCCCAGCUCCAACCCCUGGACAAACCCCACCUCCUCUGAACCCACUGGUCAACACCCAACUGGAGAGCUUUAAGCGGCACCCUCGACAGUCUCUGACGCCCACACACGUGCCCUCAGCGCCCAGUGCCGCCUGCAGGCUUCAUCGCACGCCUUCAGAUGGUGCAAUAAAGAUGAAGUGCUCGCCUGCACAUAACAACCACAACCACAACCCCACCCCGACUACCCCCUCUAAAACUACAGUGACUCAGUGGACUUUAAGUGAGGACCCUUCAGAGGUGCCCCGUCUUCCUGAUCCAAACCUCAUCUUCCCACCUACACCACGUCGGCGCUUCCAGCCGGAGCGUCCCAAAACUCUGGACUUUUUGGCUAGGCCUCGGCCAUGUCCACGAGCUCGUUGUGGAUCACAAUGGGGCGAAUCUCCUGCUCACACAUCCAGCACUGAAACCCCAUCCACUGUGGAGUUUGGCGGAGGUGUGGCUGUCCUGCCCACUCCAAUGGAGCAGCCGACCCCAUGUUCCCCUUGGGUGAAUGACAGUCUUUUGGACCAACAGGAUGAAGGCCAAUACAAAGAUGGGACACGACCACUUUCCUCAGACCCCAGAGACUCACCUUACAGAGUGCGACCAGGGUUUUGCUCCUGAUUUCACCCCUUUGAACUUAUUAAUGUCACUCACAAAUUUAAACCCACUUGGUUUCAGACUGGGUUGCCUGGCGUCCUGUUCCUGGAAAUUUCAUCUUCAACCCUGAUCAAACCAUGUGAAGCAGACUUCAGGAGCACUUAUUGAGGGUUAAUCAGGGUUGCGUCUGAACUCUGUGGGUUGAUCUUGAGGAACAGGAUUGGGCACCCCUGACUUAGACCUUCAGAUUAAUGACAGAAGUUCUGGAUACCCUAGGAAGAAAAACUACUGAUACCAGCCCAAGAUGGUUUACUUGAGGUGGUCUUAAGCUGGUCUUAGCUUGUUUAAUCCUGAUCAAGAUGGCUAAGUGGUGACUUAGUUACCCAAUUGCUCGAAUUCUCUUUAAGCCAGCCAAAAUACCAGAUUUACUGGACUAGAAGGCAUACUAAGACCAUUUUAGGCUGGUAUGAGAUUUGUUUUUCAUGGGAUUAUAUCUUUAUAAGGAGCUGAUACAUUAAUGAUAAUGAUUAGUUACCCAGUAUAAACCAAAGGUGCUUGGUUUUUGCAAAAUCCAGAUGCUGUUCUGGUCUAAACCAUGUUCAGUUUUCAACACACAUAUAUAUUCCUGCACUGCAAAAACAAACUUUUUAAUAGUGUUUUUUGAGUUGUUUUCAGUAUGAACAUCUAAACAUUCUUAAAUCAAGAUACAUUUACGUACGAAGCUAAAUUGCAUUAAGUAUUAAGAUAAUAAGUCAAACUGAUCAAAAUUAAUAAACUAACAGGGUAAGACAAAUAAACGGGGCAUUACAUGUUCAAACUUAAUAACUUUUUGGUGUUUCAUUAAUAUAAAAGUUAAGGGGCCUAAAAAUGCAAACAUUUGUGUUUCUUCAUAAAGUGACAUCGCCAGCUACUGGCCUUGCAUGCAUUGUACAGUGUUUGCACAGCAGUUGUUUUCAUAGAUCUGUGUAAACCAAGUGUAUCUGUCUGCAGACUGCAAGAUGGGGGCAUAACUUGUAGUAAGUUAGAGGUGUCACUUGCAGUUAUCGAGAUCCCAUUGAGCCAUGCUAGAUGUCACAACAAGAUGUUGUUGGCAAGAUGGCGGAAAUACUUUCAUCCAAUGGCGGAAAAUAUGUUUUCAUGCGUUUUCUCCAAAUCUAUCCGCAACCAAUUCAUUUGAUAUAUUAAUAUAUUUAUUCAUUUAGCAACUCCACCAUGCAACUCCACUCGCUAACGUUUGGUCAUGACAGUUAGCCUACUCUGCAUCACCCCCUGUGGUUGCAAAUAAUAGUACAAUGAAGAGCGCCUCCGCAACUCACGGCUGUACGCUAAUAACGAUGAUGGUUAUGUUUAGGUUUGGGGGAAGGUGUAGAUUUUAAUAACGAUGAUGGUUGGAUUUAGGGUUGGGGAAGGUGUUGACAAUAAUAACUGUGAUGGUUUGGUUUAGGUUUGGGGAAGGUGUAGACAUUACUGUGAUGGUUGGGUUUGAAUUUGGGAAAGGUGUAGGCAUUAAUAACUGUGAUGGCUGGGUUUAGGGUUGGGGAAGGUGUAGAUCAGGGGUGUCAAAGUCAA
Messenger RNA from Danio aesculapii, 4931 nucleotides. RefSeq names its product mitogen-activated protein kinase kinase kinase 9 (gene map3k9). The transcript has 11 exons. Lineage: Eukaryota; Metazoa; Chordata; Actinopteri; Cypriniformes; Danionidae. Gene Ontology annotation, biological process: protein phosphorylation. Gene Ontology annotation, molecular function: protein binding; JUN kinase kinase kinase activity; ATP binding. The record is from RefSeq and is a predicted model, not a curated record. The coding region runs from base 348 to 3386 and encodes 1012 amino acids.